This is a messenger RNA of Daphnia magna, 1613 nucleotides long. RefSeq lists its product as uncharacterized. The coding region runs from base 64 to 1530 and encodes 488 amino acids. The transcript has 5 exons. NCBI's taxonomy places the organism in Eukaryota, Metazoa, Arthropoda, Branchiopoda, Diplostraca, Daphniidae. The record is from RefSeq and is a predicted model, not a curated record.
UCUGAUGUGUGCAUUUUGCAGGCCUCAAGAGUGUAAUACGACAGUGAAAGAAAUUUUUGUGAAAUGGAAUCUUUUAAACGUGACGGUCAGCCGAAUAUGAUAAAAAAUAGGAAGAAAAGAGUCACCAAAUCCACGGAUUAUAAAGAACUUUCAUCCUCAACUGAAUGUGGACGUGUCAUGACCAUUAAGCGUGCUCAACCGAAACAAACCACAAAGGUUUUGCCUCCCAUCAUUCCAGUGCAAUUUGCCGAAAGAAAUGUGCGCUCCAAAGCAAAAUGUAGCAAGAAAGGCCAAACAAACCAUAUUACACCAGGCCCUGGGGAAAAGCUGAUCAAACAGAAACCAAAAGUUUCAAAGCAGCCUACAGAAGCAUUAUCUGCCAAGGGCUCAACAAGAGCUGCCCCAUCGCUAUCUUCAGGUAGUCUAUCAUCUGGUGAAGAAUAUGCCAGUGAGAAUGAAGCAAUGCCAAAUAUUAACUUAAUAUCAUCGAUCAUCAAUCAAUCGGAAGAUUCUUUGGGUGAUGGGGACGACGAUGACUUAUCCCAAGACGAGAUAGAAGAUGAAAUGGAAGAAGAAGCUGACCAACUAGUAAAAUCGGAUGAAAGAAGUGAGUCAAAUGGGUCACUACAAGAGUCAGACCAAUCAGCGAAUGCCGUAUCCUUUGAAAUUAUAAACAACGAAGAAGAGUUACUGAAUGCAUUGGAAGAAAUUGGUCUACAACCCGAAGUUAGCGAUGUUGUGGGAGAAUUGAACCACCCACAGAAGAACCUGUAUGUCAAGCGGCCGGAUGGUGUUUUUAUUGAACUAACCGAAGAAGAAAUAAUAAAAACCAUAACAGAAAAACAGUCGUUAAUGGUUCCCGUAAACGUAGCUCGAAUUAUUAUCGAGAUGAAGAAUGAUAUUUCAAGAAUAAAACAUGCUUUGGAAUUGCUAGCCAUUCGAAGUCCCGGUCUUGACGAAACCCAUCAGUCAAUUCCUUCUGAGUUCUCGUUUCCCCUUGACUCUCUUCCUGUUGAAACAGAGGAAGAUUUUGCCACUCUUUGCCGAGCCUUAAAAGAUCUCACGUUUCGAAACCAUCUUAAGGCAACCCUAAAUUUGCUGGGUGGCACUAAGAUUCAGGAAAUCACGCGACUCAUCCUUAGAGCUUUAAUGGGCAAAGCUUUAAGAUUAACUUAUGUUGCACAGAAAAAAAAUACCGGCAAAAAGGUGUUCAAAGAAACGAAGAUGUGGCCUUUUGUUAGAGGUUAUAUGUUGUAUCUCCUAUUUUUCUCAGUUACUUUUUCAAUAAUCUUAUGUUUCUUUCGAUUUUCAGAUGUCAUAAGAAGUAGAUUUUCAGAGGAAAGGAAACCGGACGACCAAAUGAUUCUUAGAUCAAUUUCAACCGUUCUUGCAAAUUCCGGUGACGACGAGGGAGGUGUUGCAAGACGAAAAAUUAUUACGGCAGUAAGACGCGCUGCUGGUGAGCAGGAAAUGAAACGACUGGCAGCAUUAGGCAAUGAAGAUGAACUCGCUCCUGUCAAUCUAGUUUAAUGCAUAUUUUGUGGUAAAAUUGUUGACUUAAUUUUAUGGCUGUGUUGACUUUUUUUACACAAUAAAUAUGGGUUGGUUUUCUA